This is a messenger RNA of Lindgomyces ingoldianus, 2006 nucleotides long. RefSeq lists its product as uncharacterized. NCBI's taxonomy places the organism in Eukaryota, Fungi, Ascomycota, Dothideomycetes, Pleosporales, Lindgomycetaceae. Bases 376 to 1947 code for a protein of 523 amino acids. The record is from RefSeq and is a predicted model, not a curated record. The transcript is spliced from 3 exons.
AUGUAGGCAGAUUUCUACACCGAUGAGCUGUCUAUCCACCCACCCCACCCAACUCCACUAACUGGCUACUAUUGCACCUCCCGAGGAGCUUCCAGCGUCUCAAAGCAGACAAUGCUGGCACCCUGAGGCCUUCUAAAGCUUCUCUCAAGGCGUUUUUCUUCUCGCCUGGGGACUCGCAUGUUUCGUGUGUCGGCACGUAGUUGAAUAUGGCACUGCCUCACCGAAGAGUUUGACACCUCGUCCUCUCGUUGCUGGAGCUUCUCUAGCGGGCUUCAACCCUCAACUCAUUGAAUUUGGGGUUGGGCUCUUGAGGGUCUUCCCAUCUCGUCGUUCACCUGCUAAAUCUGUACCAAGCGACCUUCAAACUCUUUCAACAUGAAUUGGGACCAGCAGGACAGACUCAUCAACGCAUUAGAUGACUUCAAGAAGUAUCCAACAAACAUCAGCGACCCUAUUAUCAAUAUCCCUCGAUAUGCGAAAAUGCUCAAUGACCAGACGCUCCGUCCCUUCAAUGCCCAGGAUACCCCAAUUGAGUUCAUUGAGAUGCUUCCAGGUGAUAUGUACUUCGAAGUAGCGAGAAUCAAGGAUGUCAAAGCAUACUUGACACUUGAUCGCCCAGACCCCAAAUGUCGAUUUGUGUUUCUCUUUGGAAGGCAUGAUAAAAGUCGACUUGGGUAUUCAAAGGAGCAGCUACAAUAUGUGCUUACCCAUCACCAAGUAGGGCCUUCCUUUCUAGACUUCAUCUUUCCUUUCGGAGCUCCUUCUCCUGGCCUUACCGAAUUCGCUGGAUUCCGACAACACGACACAGUACUCGAUCUACAUGACCACCGAGAGGCUAUCCCAAGACUUGGAAGGUCUGGUUCAUUUAUUAGUCAUGCCUUCCUAUUGCACUCUCCUUCAGUAACCAACGAGUCGGUCGACAAGUGGUCAAUUCGGCAAGCGGCAAUCUACCACCAAUUCGACGUACAGACUGGACAGACUCUGUGGAUCAUAUCUCAAGGCGACGAUAAUCUCCUUGAUAGGUUACGGCGGAUGGCUGUUCAAGCUGACUCUCCGCUAGCGGAUGACUUCGCCGACCCCACCACCUCCUUUCGUUCGUCGCUGAUCAUUCAUCAACUGUUUUUCGAAUGGUCCAUCGAGUCUUGGAGAGACUAUAUAGGACAGCUUGAACGGGAUCUAGAACAAAUCCGAAACCACAUAAUUAUUGACGAUUCCGAAAUGGGUCCAGAGUUAAGACUCGACAUUUCUGAGCGUAAUCCAUACGGCAAUCGGACUCGUUACGGAUCUUGCGGAGCGCGAUAUGGCAUGCCAAUACUAGACAAUAAUCAGUACGUGGUACCUCUGUACGAAUUCGAGAUGAAGAUGAGAGAAGCCCUUCGUAUGCUUGAACAGACCGGUAUUGUCCAUGAUGCGCUUGUCAUGCACUUCCAAAAAAUCAUGGAGUAUGAAGAAUUCCCGUCGCGGAUGAAGGACAUGGCCUACUACGAGGUCCUUCGAUUCUCAGAAUGCGCUACCAACGCUCACGCAGAACUCGCGCUACGGCAACGCGACGCGGAGAGCCUGCUCAGCCGCAUACAAAGCACGGCCUCCCUCCUUUCUUCAAUGUUAGAAUAUAGGUCCGCUCACCCUCACAACAGCACUGACCAGAUGCAUGAAUUGGCACGUCGGACGGAGAAGGACUUGGUAUCGAUCAAGAUAAUAACAUUGGUAACAAUGGGGUACUUACCAGGAACCAUUCUUGCAACGUACCUCUCGUUGAAGCCUGUCAACAUCACGCCGUCCGAUCAAAUAUGGAGCCCUUUUCGAUCUUUCCUAGUUCUAGGUUUCCUAGCGAUAGCAACGGGGCUUCUCUACGUCGGCGUCCAGGUACGCAGGAGGUAUUGUUCACCUGGCCAACGAUAUUGUUGGAACGUUGGGUUUAAGGAGAAACAUGGGCAGGGUGCCUAAUGAUGAAAGGGCAUUGUUGAUGUAUACAUGAUAAUUAAUGAUUAACGCUUCGAUUAUAC